UUGCAUAGCAUAAGAAUAACUUCAAUUUAUAUAAUGUGCAUUGUUGAGUCGUUUUGUAUUAACAAUAUUUCACAAUAAAAAAUAAAACGUAAAGCUUUAGAUUGGCUUUCUUUUCCAGAUCUAAUCUAAAUCUAGUAGAGUAGUAAGUCUAAAGCAAUGCCUGCAAUCAAAAAGAAGUGGAUCAAAGCCAGCCAAGAUGGAGGAGAAGUGCCAGAUGAGCUGGAUGGUGAAGAGGCCAUUGGAGAUGAAGACAAGGAAACAGCAGAGGGAGCUAAUACUGCAGAAACGGCUGUUAAAAUUAAAAAGCCAAAGAAGCGAUCUGCUCCAACCUCACCAUCUCUUCUGAGGGGUUUGGAUGGGGAGGUUUUGUUGGAGAAAAGGAAAAGAUUUAUCCCCCCAGCUGAGCAGAAGCUUUUGGAUUGGUUAGAUACCAACUUAGAGGCACGUACAGAAGACACCAUUCACCUCCCCCAUCUCUAUGCCUACUUCACCGAUCUUUGUCAGGCUGACGGCUCCGACAUUUUAGACCUUCAGCAAUUUAGCAGGAUGGUUAAAGAAAAAUUUGGUAAAACUUUUGGUGUUAAAGCAACAUCCAUUUACAAGAGCCUAAUAAAAGAGCGCAAAAUAAAUAGAGAAAAGAAGAAAAGUGGUGGGAUCAAGAUGAAAGAAAUUGUACAUGAAGCUAUCAACCAUUUUGGAAAUCCUUGGGCUGGAGUGAGAAUGUUUGCUCUAAAGCAGUAUAUAGGCAGUAAAUACCCAGCAUUACAGAUUGAUCUCAAACCUAAACUUCUUAAAAGAAGUUUGGAAAUGGGUGUCCAGUAUAAUCAAAUAGAAUUGGUAAAAGGAAUAGGCAUGGCUGGGUACUACAGACUGCCAGGAGCCAAGCCCCCUUCACCUACUAAAGCUACAGAGCCUAAGGCUGCGGAAGGUGAGGAAAAAGAGAAAGAAACAGAUGAGUCGGCUGAGGAAGGGGCCAAGGAGUCAGCCACUGAAGACCAGGCUCCUAAGAGUACUGAAGAGAAUGGAGAAAAACAUGAGGAGAGUGGAGAAGACAGCAAAAAGAAGAAACACAAACCAAAAAAAAUAGAAAAGGUGACCUAUUCACACAUUAGACAUGGGAAUCCAGAAAAGAUUGAAGACACCUUUCCACUAGCUAUCACCUAUCAAUCUGCCCCAAAGGCUGCUUCCACUGUUAGGAUCAGAAAAUAUAUUCAAGAAAAAUAUGGCGAAGCUGUUCCAGAUCACAAAUGGCGCAAAGCAAUAGAGAGUGGAGUAGAUAAAGGCUACUGGGAGUACUUGUCUGGCUCUGGCAUUGGAGGGAAGUUGCAUUUACUUAUGGAUGAUUUCAAUCCCGGAUCUGAACAAAUAGAGGACAGAAUCUGUGCCGCAAUUAUUGCAUGUCAUGAGCCUAAAGCAGCUUCAGCCAAUCAAAUAAAGAAAUAUAUUUCAAAGUACCACCCAGAUUUUAAAGUGGAUGAAAGACCUAUUCUUUAUAAGAAAGCAUUGCAGCGGGCCCUUUCUAAAAACUUACUCACACAACUUAGUGGACUUGGUGCCAGCGGAUCAUUUCAGCUUACAGCGCCUUUUGUGCCAUCCCCUCUUGUUCUGGCUGGGGAAGAUGAUUCUCAAGGAGAAGCUGAUGGCUAUGAGUCUGAUGAGCCUGUGUAUAUUCCUAAAGGUACUAAAUCCAGAGGUUUGCCUAAAAUUAAAACUGUGGAACUCAAGCAGUCAGCAAGCAAGGCAAAAGCCAAACCAAAGAAACCUGCUGCAACAUCUUCAGGAAGGUCUAAGGGUAGAAAACCUGUUUAUGCUGAGGAAUCUGAUGUCUCCGAUGAAGAACCAGAGGUGAAAAAGAAAAAAUCCCCUUCCAAACCCAAACCAAAUAAAAAAGCAGCUGCAAAGGCCAAAGGAAAGAAAGCUCCUGCUUCGUCUGCAUCCUCUGAUGAAGAGGAGGAGGAGCCAGAGUACACCCCUAAGAAGUCACAGUCUCGGGGAGGUACUGCUCCCACUUCUAACAUCAAAAAUGGUCAGCAAAAGGGUAAGCAGCCAGCUCCAGCAAGCAAAGGAAAUAAAUCUGUUUCAAAAUCUCCUGAUGUUAAAUCCAAAGUUGAGGAAAAAAAUACUAAACCCGUCAGUAAGCUGAAUGGAGAAACUCCAUCAAAGAAAAAGUCAAACAAAAACACUUCCAGUAAAAGUUCCAGUAAUACCAGAAAGUCAUUGGAUAAAAAUGAGGUGAAAGAUGAAAUGGCAUCAGACAUUGAACAAAGUAAGAAUCAAAAGUCCUCAAAUAAACAAACAGAUGAACCUCCAUCAAAGAGAAAAGCCAAAUCCAACAGCUCUAACAAAAACUCUUCAAAAAAAGCUAAGGCAGAUGUCAGCGAGGAAGAAGAGGACGCUAUUGAAAGUAAUGAUGAGGAGCCUGAGUACACGCCAAGAAAGUCCAAGUCAAGAGGUGGCACAGCGUCAGAAAGCAAAAAGGGCACUGUGAAAUCAAACUCUCGAGAAGUUCCUUCAGACUAUGAGGUCAAGGAGCAGGAGAGCUCUGUCAAGGCCAAGUCUGGGGAUGAAGUAUCUAGUGGCAAAAAGAAAGGAAAGGGGGCACGAGGCAGAAAAUAAUUCAGACAUUUGCAGUAGUUUCCCUUAUUUUUAAGUUCUCUCUCCUUACUACAGUAUGAAUGAUGGGAUGAAGGAUUUGCUGAGUUUCACACAUCCUAAUGACAUUGAGGUGGCAUUGUUUUAUAGGUACAUGAUCUUAAAUGUAUAGCAUCAUGUAUAUGCACAGGCACACACACACAUACCAACAUAUAUUUAGUAAGAAUGAUGUGUUCAGACAGAUUAGUCAUAAAACUAGAUUGUUUUUAUUAUGGGACAUAAUAUAUGAAUUUAUAUAUGAAUUUAUGCUGACAUGUGUUGUGUGACAACUUGCUAUUGUUGGCUCAUGGCAAUCUUGGUAAGUUUGUAAACAUUAAUUUCUAAAUUCCAUGUUUUAAUUAUUGUAUUUUUUUUUCCCUAUAAAUCAUAAAUGGAUGUUCCUAGACUGGCUGACAGUUUUGAGGGAUGUUCAAAGACUUAUUGAAAUUCAGUAUUGUUCACCGUUAUUGAUAUUUUUCAUUUAUCAUUAUUGGACUGGUUUUAAAAACAGUUUAUUUUGGAUAAGUGAUAGUUUGAAUCCUUGGUUGUUGUAAGACUUAUGUCAAGAAUCUCUGAAAAAUAAAAUAUUUCAGCUGUAAAACAUUUUCAUAUCUUUUUUUUUUUAUUUUCAUUAAUUUUUUUUUUUUUAAGUCUGGUAAUUUUUUUUUAUUUAAAAAAAAUUAACUUUAAUGGCAGCAGACUUGUUUGUGAGAUUUUAAUUCUUUUACCUUAAUGUAUGGUUUCAUUUUUUGUGUAUCAUGGCAAGAUUCACAUAGUUUGCUUGAAAAGAGGGGGACUUGUAUUCUCAGAGGUUAUUUGGCUGCUAAAAGCACUUGAAAAACAUAGCUCUAGUUUCCCAAAAUUAUUUUUUUUUAAAUCCAUAGCCUCAACUUGAGAUGCUCAAUUGGAUAGUAUGUGGCUUGUAUGCCACUGUGGUAAAAAUCUUAUUGACAUUUAAUGUUGAUGGAAUGGGAUGUACAGCUAAUUUGGCCAGAUUUUCUUUCUAUUUGUCUUGGUUGAAUUAUAUUAUUAUUUCUAUUAAUAUUGAAAUAUUUGUUCUUUUAAUCAAUGUUGUUCAUGUCUUUUCAUUCUAUUUUAUCAUUAUCCUUACCUAUUUAUACAUUUAUUGCUUUAAGCUGCUAUGUUUACAAGGAAAAAUUUUAUUUUGCUUUUAAAAUUUAUUUUUUAAAAUCUGUGGCUUCAAUCCCACUGUCCUUGUGAUGUUUCUAGAUCUUGGCCUGUGAAUGUAUGACUAGGAUCAAUUGAAGUGUAUUUUCUUUCCUAUUGUGCUCGGAUUACUAGUCUUCAUAGUUUUAUAUUUGUGAUGAACACACAAAGAUGUCCGUUUUAUUUUUUACAUUGUCAUUAAAGAAAAACAUUUGUGUUCCUAUAUGAUAAUUAAAUAAAAGUAUGGAAAUGAC
Messenger RNA from Biomphalaria glabrata, 4052 nucleotides. RefSeq names its product heterochromatin protein 1-binding protein 3-like. The record is from RefSeq and is a predicted model, not a curated record. NCBI's taxonomy places the organism in Eukaryota, Metazoa, Mollusca, Gastropoda, Planorbidae. Gene Ontology annotation, molecular function: DNA binding. Gene Ontology annotation, cellular component: nucleosome. Gene Ontology annotation, biological process: nucleosome assembly. The coding region runs from base 157 to 2616 and encodes 819 amino acids. The transcript has 11 exons.